Messenger RNA from Myxocyprinus asiaticus (Chinese sucker), 1993 nucleotides. RefSeq names its product vacuolar protein sorting 72 homolog a (gene vps72a). NCBI's taxonomy places the organism in Eukaryota, Metazoa, Chordata, Actinopteri, Cypriniformes, Catostomidae. The record is from RefSeq and is a predicted model, not a curated record. Gene Ontology annotation, cellular component: nucleus. Gene Ontology annotation, biological process: chromatin remodeling; regulation of DNA-templated transcription. The transcript has 6 exons. The coding region runs from base 274 to 1368 and encodes 364 amino acids. Gene Ontology annotation, molecular function: ATP-dependent H2AZ histone chaperone activity.
CUCCUGCGCUCACACACCGGAAGCGAGCGAUCUCUGUUUUCAUUGUUUUGUCGUUAUCUCACAGACUUUACUCAUUCUACAUUAUUUUCAUUUAUAAACAUGACUUUGUAGGUGAAAGAUUAUCGUUAUUAUCUCCGAAAAGAGUAUUUGAGUAUUUUUGUGGACAUCUUUAUUGUCCGUCGUGGGUAAAAGACGUCUCUUCAGCGUGAGAUAUCGGUGAGAGUUAUAUUAAUUAAGAUUAAAUCGACUUGAAUUGAAUUACUGAGUGUAGAAAUGAGUUUAGCGAACUUUAGAGAGCAGCGCAGCACCGCGGGAAACCGCAUGUCUAAACUACUGGACGCCGAAGAAGAUGAGUUCUACAAAACAACAUAUGGAGGAUUCAAUGAUGAGUCUGGUGAUGAUGAGUACAGAGGCGAUCACUCAGACACUGAAGAUGAGGUGGACAGUGAUUUUGACAUUGAUGAAGGAGACGAACCCGACAGCGACCAGGAAGACGACGCUCCACGCAGAAAGAGCCGCGUCAUCACGAAAGCUUACAAGGAGCCUCUGAAGGUCUCUAAGCCCAAAGUGAAGCGAGUGUCUGAAGAACUGAAAACUGAACGACCCAAAACUGAGAGACGCAUCAUUCAAGAACUGCAGGAGUUUGGAGAGAUCCGUAAGUCAGUUCGUAGGUCCACGAGUGAACACACACGCAAGACGAACGAGCGUCUGCAGGAGCGACAGCUGGAGGCGCCGCGGAAGAGGAAAGGCGCCCUGAGCAACCGCGUGCUGACGCAAGACGAGCUGCUCGCCGAAGCCAAACUCACUGCAGAGAUCAACAUGCAGUCACUGGAGAACUACGAGCGUUUAGAAGCAGAUAAGAAGAAGCACGUACAUAAGAAGAGAAGGUUUGAAGGUCCAACGAUUCGUUAUCACUCCGUUCUGAUGCCUCUUGUGCCAGACGCACACAUGAAAGAAGAGAACGUGGAUGUGGAGGGGCUGGAUCAGGACACGCCCCAACCCACGCCCACUUCCUCUUCCUCUGUACAGGGGGCGGGGUCUCUGUGCUCUCGCACUUACAUCACAUUCAGCGAUGAUGAUGCGUUUAACUCCGCCUUCCCUCCGUCAGCACGCUCCAGCCCACCCCGCCCUGUUCAGGAAGUGUGUCCUGUUACCCACAAACCUGCGUUGUACCGCGACCCGGUCACAGACAUCCCGUACGCAAACGCUCGAUCAUUCCGCAUCAUCCGUGAGGCGUACCAGAAAUACAUUGCAGCGCACGGUUUUCCCAACACUUCCAGAAACAUCAGCGCAAACAAAGACGGUGAUUCGCCCGCCAAGAGCGCCCGGCUGAAAGCCGUCAUCAAACAGGGCGUGGUCGCCACAUAGACGCAAUCAAACUUUGCAACAAAAUGUCCUUUAUAAUGUGCAGGUGACAUUGAGAGUGUGUGUGAGUGAUUUUUGAUGUGUUUGAAUCAACGCCGCUCAGGUUUGAAGCGUAUUUGUGUAAGUGUGGACGUUUUUUGAAUGUGUCGAAAAAACUCGGCAACAAAUAAAGCAGGAACACAUGCAAAAAUACAUUAAUUUGAAUCAGUGUUUUUGUCUUGUUUACCAGUAUCUAAACAUCCUUGAAACAAGAUACAUGUAUUUGAGAAGCACAAAGCUAUUUGCUAACUUCUCAAGUACAUUGAGCUUGUUUUAAAGAUACUGAUUAAGAAAAUGUUUGUUUGCAGUGAAUGACUCUGUAAUGUCAGUAUGAUACAGGCAGCUGUAAUCUCAUGCCUUUAAUUCUGAUUCAAAGCUUCAUGAAUCAAAUGAGUCUGAACUGGUCAGAAACGCCCGUCUGUACAUGAUGGAGCACAGAACUGUGUAAUUAAUGUAUUAUUAUGAUCUGCAGACUGUAAGACUCUUCACCAGCACUGGCUCAGCUUUCUGAUUUCUGACAGAUUUUUUUACUGUGGUUUACAGGAGGUUUUCAGUCCAAAAUGGCAAUAAAACAAAAGCAAAAUCAAAA